Messenger RNA from Dipodomys spectabilis (banner-tailed kangaroo rat), 6304 nucleotides. It is a transcript of the gene Ddr2, whose product is annotated as discoidin domain receptor tyrosine kinase 2. Bases 307 to 2874 code for a protein of 855 amino acids. Gene Ontology annotation, biological process: multicellular organism development; protein phosphorylation; cell surface receptor protein tyrosine kinase signaling pathway. NCBI's taxonomy places the organism in Eukaryota, Metazoa, Chordata, Mammalia, Rodentia, Heteromyidae. Gene Ontology annotation, molecular function: collagen binding; ATP binding; protein tyrosine kinase collagen receptor activity. The transcript is spliced from 18 exons. The record is from RefSeq and is a predicted model, not a curated record. Gene Ontology annotation, cellular component: signaling receptor complex; membrane.
UCAGCCUGUGGAUGUAUGCCUAGCACACCGGCAGAGGGGAACAAGAAGCGUCUCCCAGCUGAUUCUUCUUUUGGGGUUGGGGUGGGGGGCGCAGUGGAUUAUAACUCUUGUUUUCUUCUUUCCCAAACUGUGCACCCCCUGGAUGAAAGUUGAUCUGCAAGUGGUCUGGGAUUGAAUACUUAUAGCUUGAUUAUCUUAAAGAACCUGAAGACACAGGGGACUGCUGACGUUGAGGAUUCUGCUCCAUAGAGAAUGCUCUGACCCCGUUGAUGUGUUGAUGCUCCAGUUCCAGCACCAUCUUCUGAGAUGAUCCUGAUUACCAGAAUGCCUUUGGUGCUGCUUUUGUUGCUGCCUCUCUGGAGUUCCACGAAAGCUCAGGUUAAUCCAGCUGUGUGCCGCUAUCCUCUGGGCAUGUCAGGAGGCCACAUUCCAGAUGAGGACAUCACAGCUUCCAGUCAGUGGUCAGAGUCCACAGCUGCCAAAUAUGGAAGGCUGGACUCAGAAGAAGGAGAUGGAGCCUGGUGCCCUGAGAUUCCAGUGGAACCUGAUGACCUGAAAGAAUUUCUGCAGAUUGAUUUGCACACACUACACUUUAUCACUCUUGUGGGGACCCAGGGACGCCAUGCUGGGGGCCAUGGCAUUGAGUUUGCACCAAUGUACAAGAUCAACUAUAGUCGGGAUGGCACUCGUUGGAUUUCUUGGCGGAAUCGGCAUGGGAAACAGGUGCUGGAUGGAAAUAGUAACCCCUAUGACAUUUUCCUAAAGGACCUGGAGCCGCCCAUUGUGGCUAGAUUUGUUCGCUUCAUUCCAGUCACAGACCACUCCAUGAAUGUGUGCAUGAGAGUGGAGCUUUAUGGCUGUGUUUGGCUAGAUGGCUUAGUGUCUUACAACGCUCCAGCCGGGCAGCAGUUUGUACUCCCUGGAGGAUCCAUCAUUUAUCUGAAUGAUUCUGUGUAUGAUGGAGCAGUUGGGUACAGCAUGACUGAAGGGCUGGGCCAAUUAACAGAUGGGGUGUCUGGCCUGGAUGAUUUUACCCAGACCCAUGAAUACCAUGUGUGGCCGGGCUAUGACUACGUGGGCUGGCGGAACGAGAGUGCCACUAAUGGCUACAUUGAGAUCAUGUUUGAAUUUGACCGCAUCAGGAACUUUACUACCAUGAAGGUCCAUUGUAAUAAUAUGUUUGCUAAGGGUGUGAAGAUCUUUAAGGAGGUCCAGUGCUACUUCCGCUCUGAAGCCAAUGAAUGGGAGCCUAAUGCAGUCUCCUUCCCUCUUGUCCUGGAUGACGUCAACCCCAGUGCUCGGUUUGUCACCGUGCCUCUCCACCACCGAAUGGCCAGUGCCAUCAAAUGUCAAUACCACUUUGCUGACACCUGGAUGAUGUUCAGUGAGAUCACCUUCCAAUCAGAUGCAGCCAUGUAUAACAACUCUGGAGCUCUGCCCACCUCCCCCAUGGCACCCACAACCUAUGAUCCAAUGCUUAAAGUUGAUGACAGCAAUACUAGGAUCUUGAUUGGCUGCUUGGUGGCUAUCAUCUUCAUCCUCCUGGCUAUCAUUGUCAUCAUCCUCUGGAGACAAUUUUGGCAGAAAAUGCUAGAGAAGGCUUCCCGCAGGAUGUUGGAUGAUGAAAUGACAGUCAGCCUUUCCCUACCAAGCGAGUCCAGUAUGUUCAACAAUAACCGCUCCUCAUCACCAAGUGAACAGGAGUCCAACUCAACUUAUGAUCGCAUCUUUCCCCUUCGCCCUGACUACCAGGAGCCAUCCAGGCUGAUAAGGAAGCUCCCAGAAUUUGCGCCAGGGGAGGACGAUCCAGGCUGCAGUGGUAUUGUGAAGCCAGUUCAGCCCAGCGGAUCUGAUGGAGUGCCUCACUAUGCAGAGGCUGAUAUAGUGAAUCUCCAGGGAGUCACAGGAGGUAAUACCUACUCAGUGCCUGCUGUCACCAUGGAUCUUCUCUCGGGAAAAGAUGUGGCCGUGGAAGAGUUCCCCCGGAAGCUUUUGACGUUCAAGGAGAAGCUGGGAGAAGGCCAGUUUGGGGAGGUUCAUCUCUGUGAAGUGGAGGGAAUGGAAAAAUUCAAAGACAAAGAGUUUGCCCUAGAUGUCAGUGCCAACCAGCCUGUCCUGGUGGCUGUGAAAAUGCUCCGAGCAGAUGCCAACAAGAAUGCCAGGAAUGAUUUUCUUAAGGAGAUAAAAAUCAUGUCCCGGCUCAAGGACCCAAACAUCAUCCGUCUCUUAGCCGUGUGCAUCACCGAUGACCCUCUCUGCAUGAUCACAGAGUACAUGGAAAAUGGAGACCUCAAUCAGUUUCUUUCCCGCCAUGAGCCUUCCACCUCUUGCUCUAGCAAUGUGGCCACUGUCAGCUAUGCUAACCUGAAGUUUAUGGCUACCCAGAUUGCCUCUGGCAUGAAGUACCUUUCUUCUCUUAAUUUCGUCCAUCGAGAUCUGGCCACACGAAACUGCCUCGUGGGUAAGAACUACACCAUCAAGAUAGCUGAUUUUGGAAUGAGCAGAAACCUCUAUAGUGGUGACUAUUACCGGAUCCAGGGCCGCGCGGUGCUCCCUAUACGCUGGAUGUCGUGGGAGAGCAUCCUGCUGGGCAAAUUCACUACAGCAAGUGAUGUGUGGGCCUUUGGGGUGACUCUGUGGGAGACGUUCACCUUUUGCCAGGAGCAGCCUUAUUCCCAGCUGUCAGAUGAACAGGUUAUUGAGAAUACUGGAGAGUUUUUCCGAGACCAGGGGAGGCAGACUUACCUCCCUCAACCAGAUAUUUGCCCUGACUCUGUGUAUAAGUUGAUGCUUAGCUGCUGGAGGAGAGACACCAAGCAUCGCCCCUCCUUUCAAGAAAUUCACCUUCUGCUCCUUCAACACGGGGAUGAAUGAUGCUGUCAAUGCCUGCCAGCGUUCUGAGGGAUGAGGUCUUUCCGCAAGAUCUACCACUCACCUGCACCUAAGCCACUCUAUCUGGACAUGCAAUGGACCUGAGAGAUAGAGGCUUGUUCACUUAGCCUCUCUCUCGUCCCUUCUCCUACUACACUCCCCCCACUCCCUACCACUGACUCACAUGUACCUUUUUUAUAUAUGAAAGAAUGAAAAAAGGAAAAAAAGUAGCCUAGGACAGAUAAAAUCUAGUGAAGAAGUCUUACUCGAUAUACCAAGUGUUAAAUGACAAAGGCUAGAAAAUUCAGAUAAUUUAUAAAAGUGAUGAUUAUGUUUGUAACUGUGUGGAUUCUACGAGUAUUUUUCAAUGCAAACCUUUUAUAAAAUAUCUUCAGAAAGAAAAAAACUUGAAGAAUACUAAUGUCCUGAGAAACAUGAUAUUAGAUUUAGAGUGAAUACUUGGUCGCGAUGGUGAAUGUGAACUCUUGGUGUGCAGCAACUAAUCCCAAAAGGCUUUCUGGUUUGGCCUCUGGACAUGGCCCAUUGUCUGAUUUCCCUCUCCUAUCAAAGUGGAUGGCACAUUCUUGAAAAGCCCUAAAUUCUUGAAAUGAGUAUGUCCUUCAUUCAUACCUGGAUUGAAGACUUCAAAAGAAACAAUGAAUGAUAUGGGUAGGAAUGGUGCCUGCUGCAAACUGUAUGCAGGGCAAUUUGUCUUUUUAAGUACUUCCUGCAUGGAAGGACUCUUGAAUAUAUAUUAGUUAUAGGAAAGGAGGUCUAUGGAGGACAGGUGAUGGUAUUCACUUCAUUUGUGAAGGUCUUCUUGCUUGUCUUGUUCAGAUGUUUUUAUGUGCAUGUUGUUAUGACAGCCUUAUUUUUUAAAAAAGUCUGAUGUUUUGCUACCCUAAUGGUAGACUCUGGUUCAUCUUGAUUUCUCUUAAUGGGGCUGGAUUUCUCAGGCACAAAUACCUGAAGAUCCAUAAGCAUAGAUAGUAGUAGAUUUGUUCUGAGCAUCCCCUCCCCCCCAAAAAAAUAGGACCAAUAAAGGGAAAUAAACGAAUAAAAAGACCAAAAAGGAAAUUGGAGGGAGACUGAUUCCUACUCCUUAUUAAAGAAGACAUCACCAGAGUCAGGACUGGAUGGGCUGUUCCAGAGGUGGAGCUCUAUUGUCAUCGAAAAAACUUCAGGCUCAAGCUAAAAAACUCUGCAAGAAAGAUGGAGGUUUUCAAACAUCAGAUAGGUUAUGUAUGAGACUAUAUUUAAUGUGGUUUUAGCCUCAAGAGCCCUUAUAUCCAGAGAGGAACAGAAUGACCAAUCGUUGGUAGUGCUUAGUGUAUUUGAUCUUGCCAGCAAAGUGAUGUGAUUGGAAGAGAAAUGCCAGGCUUUGGUGGCAAAAUUCAUGGAAAACUGAUACACUCCCAAAUAGGAGUCUCCUUAGAGAAGAUUCUAAGUUUCCACAAUGGUAAGGGAAACGUUAAUUCCCAUUGAGGAAAACCAAGAAAAGAUUACAGAGUAAGUGUCCCAAGCUGAGGAGAAACAGUCUUCACCCUCAGGUCUGCUUCUGUUGCCCCCUGAGUCCAUCUUCCCCACAGUCUCUCAGAAAUAUGAAUGUUGGUCUGUUUAGCCUUGAGUAUCAUUCAAGGCUAUAACCCAAGCAUACAUCAUUUUCUGACCCUAGAAAAUGGCCUUUUGCCAUGGUUAUGCUAUGGUUUUGGGCUUUAUUCCUUCUUAAGAUUAACUUUGGAAAGAGCAUUGAUUUGAGAGAUAGGUAAACAUUAAUUUGAGAACUUUUAUUCCCUUUCUCCCUCAAACCUGCCAUGUUGGGCAGGUUUCUUUGUCUGACUUUUCCUUCAUCAUCUAUACAAUAAGGGAAUUGAAUUAGAUGGUCUUGAAGUCUCUUCUAGUUCUGAUAUGUUUAAUGGUUUGGAAAUAACUGGAUCUAUAAUUGUUGUGGAUGCAGUACACGUCCUGCUCUGAAAAUUGUGCUCAGUAAAAGAGAUUAUGAGGUGAGUCACUGUAUUAAAAGCAAUAGUAACACCUGCCCUAUUCUACACUGCUGCCAGGGAGCUUCCCCAUACAUUAUUUCAUUUGAUAUCUGCAAUGCCAGACAUAGUUUUUGUUUUAUAAAUAAGAUUUGCCAUACUCUGAUUUCUCAGUGUUAACUUUCCUAGAAGAAAUUGAAGUCAAGAACUGCAAACUACUCUAGAACAUGCCAUGACUUUAUGUAGUAGUAGUAGUAGUAGUAGUAAUAAUAAUAAUAAUAAUAAUAAUUAUAGCACCUCUUUUUUUGUUGUGUCACACUUUUCCACUUAGUACUUUUUAGGAGUCUACCCCAAUUCACUGUAUUCUAUGAUCUAUGUAUUUAAAAUGGAAUUUGAAUAUCUGAAUUUCUCUUGUGUCAUAAAAGCAAAUGCUUCCAGAUGGUUGCCAAAUACAUAUUUCCACAUACAGUUACUUAUUUUCUGAGUGAAAAAGGCUCUAUCUUUCAACACUAAGACCUCUAUUAGUCAUACGUUUAACUUCUAACCUACUUACAUCCGUACAUCCGUAGAGUUUAACAGUGCAAACCUGGUGACCCAAAGACUAAGUGGUAUGUAGAAUUUUAAGAUAAUUCAAACUUAGAUUACAAGAAUGAAGCUGAGGCUUGUUUGGAAAAGAAACUACGAAAAAAAUUGUGAGAAGCUAUAGGUCUUUAUAAUCCUUGAGUUUAGUUAUCUUCUUCUUGACAUAUACGAACCAUUAUGUUAAGUCUGUGAUUUUAGAUUGUGAGAUCUAAAUUUAUACUUUUGUUAGUUAAUGUGUUGAUCGCUGGGUCCAGAUCUUCACCUGCUUUCCAGACACCUGUAAUUCAGUUACAUGCAUGACUUGGAGUGAAAAGAAAUGCCCAAGGGGAACAUACCUUUCUAAAACUGUAGAAAGACCACUUGUGAGUGUUUAAGACAGUACAGUGAAGAGAGUUGUAUGCAAGUUCAAUUUUUUAAAGAAGUGUCUAUAUGAAUGUGCAUAGGAUUGGAUGGGGAGGAUGAGGGGCUGGUAAGAGGGUUCUAUGAGGAAGGGCAAGGAGAGGGCCGAAGAUUCAUGGAGGGGCAGUUAUGGAAGGGGCUGCUGAUUGCUGAUGGACUGUUGUCUGAAGCAUGAAAGAAAGUCUCUGAAAAGAGAGCUGAGAAAGAGUAGAAAAAUAUAAGAGAGUUGAAGAUUGAAGUGUGGAUCUUAAAAGAAUUCUGGGCUAGAGAGAUCAUAAAGGUAUUUGUUAAAAAUGGAAAGUCAGAUACCUUAUGGGAAAUGCAAGGGACGUUCUGUUGUUUCACAUUUUUAAGAAAGGGGAUGUCUUCUGUGGGUAUAAAAACAUAGAACCAUAUAACCUUUUAAUUUCAGAAAAAUUGGUUGAGGGAAGCAAUUGGAGCCCCUUUGUGCUAUAGACCAUUUUGGGUGCAUG